This is a messenger RNA of Hyalella azteca, 4650 nucleotides long. It is a transcript of the gene Cse1, whose product is annotated as exportin-2. Gene Ontology annotation, cellular component: cytosol; nuclear envelope. Gene Ontology annotation, molecular function: nuclear export signal receptor activity; small GTPase binding. Lineage: Eukaryota; Metazoa; Arthropoda; Malacostraca; Amphipoda; Hyalellidae. Gene Ontology annotation, biological process: protein export from nucleus; protein import into nucleus. Bases 32 to 2944 code for a protein of 970 amino acids. The transcript has 13 exons. The record is from RefSeq and is a predicted model, not a curated record.
UUGCAGUGCAGAUUUCUCAAUAACAAAUAUCAUGGAGAUCAAUGAAGAAAAUUUGAAUCGUAUGUGUGAGUGUCUUCAACAAACAUUAUCUGCAGACCCUUCACAGCGCAGGCCAGCUGAGCAGUUCCUAGAGCAGCUUGAGGGCAAUGCCAACUACUCAGUGCUGCUGCUCACACUUGCUGCUCGUGAUGAUUCUCAAGUGCCUCCACCCGUCAAACUUGCUGCUGCCAUCAACCUCAAAAAUUUGGUCCGCAGAUGCUGGAAAGUUGAAGAAGGUGAAACAGACCGCAUCAGCAGCAAUGACAGAACUGUGAUUAAGCGUGAGAUUGUGGACCUGAUGCUGCGGUCUCCUGAAGCUGUUCAGCGACAACUAUCAGAAGCCAUCUCAAUUAUUGGCAAGACUGACUUCCCCCACGCCUGGUCUGAUCUCAUCCCUUAUAUGGCAGAAAAAUUCAAAUCAGGAGACUUCAACAUAAUCAACGGUGUUUUACAAACCUCGUACUCUGUCAUGCGCCGUUAUGAGUAUGAACAAAAGUCUGACUCCCUGUGGCGGGAAAUCAAAUUUGUGCUUGACAACUUUGCCUUGCCCCUCACCAAUCUGUUUGUGGAGCUCCUGAAGUUUGCUGCAGAGAACAUCAAUGAUGGCCCUGCCCUGAAAGUCAUCUUCGCCUCCCUUGUGUCCAUCACCAAGCUAUUUUUUGCCCUCAACUCUCAGGACCUGCCUGAGUUCUUCGAGGACAACAUGGGCGUGUGGAUGGAACACUUCCUGCAGCUGCUCACCUUCUCCAGCGCCCUCCUCGACACCGACACUGACGAGGAAGUUGGCGUUCUCGAACAGGUCAAGAGCCAGGUGUGCGAGAACAUCGGGCUGUACGCCAGCAAGUACAGGGAGGAGUUCGAGCCUUACCUCGAGCGCUUCGUGACGGUCGUGUGGGAGCUGCUGUCCUCCACCUCCCUCGCCCUCAAGUGCGAUCAGAUGGUAAGCCACGCCAUCCACUUCCUUAGCAGCGUGGCGGAGCGCGACCACAACAAAGGCUUCUUUGAGAACGAGGCCGUCCUGUCCGGCAUAUGCGAGAAGGUCAUCCUGCCCAACAUGCAGCUCAGGGCGUGCGACGAGGAGCUAUUCGCGGACAGCCCCGACCAGUGGGUGAGCCAGGAGCUCGAGGGCGCCGACUCUGAGACGCGGCGUCGCGCUGCCGUGGACUUCGUGCGCGUCCUCGCCAGGCACUUCGAGGCGCGCAUCACGCAUGUCUUCGGCGCCUACGUCCAGUCGAUGCUGGCGAGCUACUCCAGCAACCCCGAGUCGUGCUGGCGCCACAAGGUGGCCGCCCUCUACCUCGUCACGACGCUCUCCGCCAAGGGCUCAACCGCACGCCACGGCGCCACGCAAAUAAACGCGCUCGUCGACGUGGCUGAGUUCUACACCACGCACGUGUUGCCUGAACUCCAGCACGCGGACGUGAACCUGUUGCCGCUUGUGAAGGCCGAGUGUAUUAAGUACCUUAUCAGCUUCCGCAGCGUCCUGCCCCUGGACAGCGUCAGAGCUGCCAUGCCGCACCUCGUGCAGCUUCUGGGCGCGCGGUCGGUUGUUGUUCACUCGUACGCGGCGGCCGCCUUGGACCGCUGCUUGUCUCUGCGCGCGGCUGAUGGCGCUGCUCUGCUCACCCCAGACCAGCUCGCCGCCCUCGCCACUCCUGCAUAUGCUAACGCCUUCUUGGCAUUUGGCAUGAGCGGCUCUGAGCAGAAUGAGCACGUAAUGAAGGCUGUGCUGCGCAUCACCGAAGGUCUAAAGGAAAAAGUUGUUCCAUACGCCGCCGGUUUGCUGGAACAGCUUGUCACCAAACUUAAAUUGGUGGCCAAGAACCCAACCAAACCUCACUACGUGCACUUCCUCUUCGAGACUCUGGCGGUCCUGGUGAACCACGUCUGCGAUGCUGUUGAGUUCAACGCCGUUGCCGAGUUUGACAAGAACCUCUUCCCCGUGUUCCAGGAUAUUCUCAGGGACGAGGUGGACAGCAUCAUCCCGUACAUCUUCCAGCUGCUCUCAGUUAUGCUGGAAAAGCAGAAAUCUGCUGUUCCUGAUCCAUAUUUACAGCUGCUGCCAUUCUUGCUGAUGCCGGCGCUGUGGGAGCGGCCAGGGUAUGUCGCUCCGAUGGUUAGGCUCCUGCAGUCCUUCAUCUUGAAGGCCAACGCCAGGAUAGUGGAGGAGGGCAAACUCAACUCCAUACUCGGGAUCUUCAACAAGCUCAACGUAUCUCGUGCCCACGAUCAUGAAGGAUUUUAUUUGCUUCAGUCGCUGUUGCUUCAUGUGCCGCAUCAAGCCAUUGAGAAUUUCUGGCCUCAACUUUUUUCGGUUAUGUUCCGGCGACUGACGACCAACAAGACAACUAAAUAUAUUAAAAGUAUUUUAAUAUUUUUCAGUGCAUUCAUAAUGGUGCAUUCAGUCGAGAGUUUAGUGGUGCUCAUUGAGAGGUUACAAGCUGGCAUGUUCAGUAUGGUGCUUGAUAAACUCGUUGUCCCGGAACUGCCUAAAAUUGGCCAGACGGAGCGCAAACUUUGCUGUGUGGCUUUAACAAACGUGCUUUGUGACCCACGUGUGUACGCGGGGCAGUGGGGCGGCAACCAUUGGGGCAGUGUGCUACAAACCCUCAUUCAAACCGUCGAGUUGACCCACUCGCCUUCAGACUCCAACGAGGACCUCUUCUCAAAGAUGCAGGACAACCCUUUGUCCUAUGGCUCCUCGAAGCUCACCUACGCGCCUAAAGCCGUUAUUGAUCCUCUGAACGGCCAGGUGGCAAACGUAAAGCUGUACCUCGCACAGAAACUGGCGAAACUUUCGCAGGCACAGCCAGGAACCGUGCAGCAGAGACUCCAGCAGCUGCCGCAGAACGAACAGCUGGCGCUGCUUAAAUAUGUUCAAGAGGCUGGUGUUGCCAUCGCCUAGUAAGCAGCAGCCUCGUUAUCUAGUGAGGAAUUUUCCAUCGUAUCUAUUCGUAUUAUUCAUAUAACAUGAAGAACCUUUGUUAAAUUAGAUGCUUUCUGGAUUCGAUCUUCGUAACUGAAAUGUGUUACAUGAACAAUUGUAGACAAAUUCAAUAUCAUUGCUCAAGCUUCAAAUUAAAACCUUCUAAUCGUUACUUAUGCAUUUUAGUUUUACAACUGUUCACACCUGAUUCCUUUCUCAACAACUUAAUUAUUCGUAUAGAAAGACAAAAGUGGAUCGAUGUCAUCAACAUGAGGUUAGGCAGUAUUUUCUUGUUCAAUAGUAAAUAGUAUUCAUUUAGGGAGUUAACUUUGAUAAGAUUGUUGGUGAUUGCAAAUCACACAACAAGUUGAGCGCAUGAAAGUUUUGAGGUAUAACUUGUUCGUUAUUUUCUUGCCAAAUCUCCGCAGCUAAAAUUUCCUGUGGUGUAAUAUUCUCCAAUUUAUUAUAUUCUUUAACACAUUCAUGAUGUUGAAAGAGCUUCACUCGCCACCGCCGUGUAGCUAAACUGUGGCAAGUCUUACAUUUAACCUUCAGAUCGCAGUCACGGAGCCUGUGAUCGCGUCAUGCAAAGCUUGCUAUAAUUAUUGGUUUAUGGAGAACUUAGUUAUUUUCGGAUGUUAUCGGCAGUCAUCCUUACAUUUUGAUUUUAUUUCUUGUCGUCUGAGACGUUAUAAAAAAAGGCAGAAAUCUGCAGGUAUUCUUCCAAGUGUUCAUAACAUUUUCUGAGUUUUUUUUCUAAAAUCUCAGUUCUCUGAGAAGUGAAAAAUCAAAGUCGUUUAAGUACGCACUGUAGCUGGUGAUGAUUAACUUGAUGAUUAGCAGUAAUAUUUUUUAAAAAGUAUGCUGAUAAAUUAGCAUCUCUGCUUGUUUCUUUUUGUAUUUUCUCAUUUCUCACAUGGAUUAGAUUUUUUUGUUAUUGGCGGGUCUCCUUUAUUUAUUUUUUUAUAUCAAAAUUUUGAAAUUAAGGCGAAUAUUGUGUUGAAAUUGAAUGUUUCGGUUAUGUCUCUUUGAUGUUUUCAAUUAUGUGUUCUUAUUUUUAUUAUGGAAGGAUAAAUAAUUAUUUACAGAAUGAGUCAUUCAUGCUGUUGUGCAUUAAAUUAUCAUUCACAAUGAUGAUAAUCACUGCAAGUGAUGGUAAAAAAAUAGAAUAAAGUUAUAGCUUCAUCUUACGCCGCUAAACUAUCGUAACAAGUAUGUAACUUUUUUAUUUUUUAACUCCUUACGCCUUACAGUUCGCAUUUGGAAUAAUUUCUUGAAAAUAAAAAUUAUUUAAGCAAACGCGUAAGAUGCGAGGCUUAUUACAGAUUUUGUAUGAAAUGUUGAUUGUUCACGCUAGGUAGGAUUUUUUUGUAUGGAUUUUCAUGCGAAACCUCAAAUAAUUGAUGCUGGUAGAGCUUUUGAAAGGAAAUGGGCUGGACCGGCAUGAAUCUCACACCUCGAACGGGUUGUUUAUGAAUUUGAUUCAAACGAUGAGAAAAAAAAACUUGUAGCACAGGAGAUAACGUGCUCGGUUAUCAGCUUGAUCUGCUUGAGAUAAGAGUGUGCCUGCGUGAAUGAUACCUGGCUGUGGUAGACGAUAGCGUAUCUGUUAAUACGUGAGGUGUAUGUGAACAUCUCUUCCAUGUGGAAGUUGAGUACAUUUUCGUAAUGAAACUUCUUGAUGA